Molecule: messenger RNA, 2148 nt
Organism: Cygnus atratus (black swan)
Lineage: Eukaryota; Metazoa; Chordata; Aves; Anseriformes; Anatidae
Product: disintegrin and metalloproteinase domain-containing protein 20-like
Exons: 1
Coding region: 1-2148 (715 amino acids)
Biological process (GO): male gonad development; proteolysis
Cellular component (GO): external side of plasma membrane; plasma membrane; sperm head plasma membrane
Molecular function (GO): metalloendopeptidase activity
Source: RefSeq, a predicted model, not a curated record
AUGGGGACACUGCAGGUGCUGGUGCUGCUGCUGGGCCUGGUGGGGUGCCCCACUGCCCGGGGGGGCGAGCCCGGGACGCUGCACAUCACUGGCAUGUGGGUGACGGUGCCGCGGCAGUUGAGCCCCCGUGCCGACACCAACCCCCUGACCGUUUCCUACUGGCUGGAGGUGGACGGGCGGCCGCGGAUCCUGCGCCUGCGGCCCAGGAGGGGCCUGGUCUCCCGGCCCUUCACCUUGGUCACCUAUGGCGAGGAUGGGGCACGCUGGGAGGAGCACCCCUUCGUGCAGGACAACUGCUUCUACCAGGGAGAGGUACAGGGAAGCCCCGGCUCCCUGGUGGCCCUUGGCACCUGUGGCAGGGGCCUCCGUGGAGUGCUGUGGGUGGAAGGUGGCACCUACGAGAUUGAGCCCAUCCCCGACGAUCCGUCUUUUCGGCACGUCCUCUACCGCAUGGAGGCAGCUGACAACCCCAUGGGCCCCACGUGUGGGCUGACCCCAGAGGAACUGCAGCACCAAAAGGCUUUGCUGCCAUGGCUCCAGGCCCCCUUGGUGGAAGAGGAGUACAUGCUGAAGGAAUGGUGGACGCACAUCAGGUAUGCAAAGAUAGUAGUGGUCGUGGACAACGUGCGGUUUGUGAGGUCGGGCAGGAAUGAAUCCGAAGUCUUGAGGCAAGUCAUAGAAGUCAUCAAUAUUGGGGACUCUCUGUAUGAACAGCUUUCCGUUCAACUGUUCCUCGUGGGACUGGAGAUCUGGACCAAAAGUAAUUUUAUAAACAUUACUAACUCUGUAAACAAGGCACUUGGAGACUUUAACAAAUGGCGAAAAUCAGACCUGUAUCCACGGAUGCGCCACGAUACCGCUCACUUAUUUGCAUAUCAGAGCUUUGGAAAAAGCCUGGGGUUGGCAUUUCUGGCGUCCAUGUGUGAUAGCCAGUGGUCAGCAGCAGUUGAUUCCUUCACCAACAGGAAGUUGUCCUCGUUUAUUAUCACGUUUGUCCAUGAGCUGGGCCAUAAUCUUGGGAUGCGCCAUGACGAACCGUUCUGCAAAUGUAGGCGGAAGAAAUGCAUUAUGUAUGAAAGCGAAGUUGACACCGAUGCGUUCAGUGACUGCAGUUACAAAAACUACUUUGACUUUCUUGGGAGUGGUGCUGGCUGCUUGCGUCAGCCACCGGCACCUGGCAGCUACUACACCUUGAAGCGUGAAUACUGUGGGAAUAAGAUAGUAGAAAGCGGAGAGCAAUGUGACUGUGGUUCACGGUCAAACUGCAGAAAGGAUCCUUGCUGUCACCCUAACUGUACAUUUACUGCAGGUUCCGUUUGUGCUUCUGGAAAAUGUUGCAAGGGCUGUCAGGUCCGUCCAGCAGGAACACUGUGCAGAGCAAGUACUGGCGUCUGCGACCUGCCAGAGUACUGCAACGGGACUUCCCCGUGGUGCCAGCCAGACUUAUACGUACAAGAUGGAACCCCUUGCAAAGAUGGUUCCUAUUGCUAUCGAGGAAAAUGUUCUUCCCACAGUGAACAAUGCAAGCAUCUCUUUGGCAAACAAGCCAGGGUUGCUCCUUUAGAUUGUUUCAAAGUGAAUACUCUAGGUGACCGGUUUGGAAAUUGUGGUAUUCGUAACAAUAUUCAUUUUAUAAAAUGCAGUGUUGAGGAUAUGUUAUGUGGUAGGAUACAGUGUGAAAACAUACACAGGUUGCCUUUUUUGCAAAACCACAUAACGGUAGUCCAAACCCCUGCUGAAGGUAAAAAGUGUUGGGGUCUUGACUACCACAUAGGGAUGGCUACAGCUGACCUAGGGGCUGUGGAAGAUGGCACGCCAUGUGGUAGUGACAUGCUUUGUAUCAAAAGGACAUGUACCAAUAUGUCCGUGCUGAACUACGACUGUAACAUAACAAAGUGCCAUAACAGAGGAGUGUGUAACAAUCGUAAGAACUGUCACUGCAGGUAUGGAUGGGCUCCUCCAGAUUGUGAGUGGGAAGGAUUUGGAGGUAGCAUUGACAGUGGACCUGCUCCAUCCGAGGAGAUUUUUCAGAGAGCAAAAAUAGGAGUAACAGUAUUUAGCUUUCUUUUUCUCUUUGUCCUUGGAGUUGCCCUUACCAUAUAUUAUAAACAGGAAAUAGGGGAAUGGCUUAGGAGGGAAAAAGUCUGA